ACGCACACAUACACACAUAUACACACACAUACACACAUCCAUUCUCUCCUUUUCAUCGUUGCUCCUGCGGCAAAAAAAGUAAAGUAAAAACGUGCGCGCAUCGACCACUACAAAUCUCGCGAGCGUGGCUCAUAAUUCCAUAAAUUUCAUUGGGUUCAAACAUCGACACGCGCGUAUCAUCAAGAUCCCUCUCUUCUUCGUUCGUCCUUCCUUCGUCACUCCCACUCGCACUCGUUGUAACGUUACACUCUGGCCACCAUACCAAGUCUCUCCCCACUCCGACAACUCUUGCCACUGCUCGUGAUGAUUCCCCUUCCGUCCGCUGACCGAUAAGCCGCUCCACUGUCACGGUCGAAGAAGAAAGAAGAGGGAUACGAAGCGCGCUGCCAGCUGUUGUUCCACCGAACACUGUCGUCAGCAUUUUCAUCUCGGCUUUUGAUCCACUUUCUUCGGGGAUUCUGACGACCCGGAAACACGGAGUAUGUCGCUGAUUUCCAAUUGUUUUCGACGGCUCACCGGGGAGACACCGUCCAAGAACGAGCUGAACGGCUACAAGGUCACCGAUGUGAACCGCAUACGAAAAGUCGGCGUCGCCUGCAGAAGCCUUCAGGAGUUGAAGCGUAAAGCUUGCGCGAAACUGAACGUGACAAACGACCCAGCCGAGAUCAACAUCUACCUCCUCGACGGUUCGUUGAUCGACGAGGAGGAAUAUUUUUCCACGUUGAAACCCCAGACGACGCUGAUCCUGCAAAAACCUGGCGAGAAAGUGUUGUCAGAUGCGGAUCUCCUGUACGACACGUUGAGGCGUGUCAAUAUCGAUUUUCUGAUCGCCGGCGAGAAAGCGUCCGAAUUCCUCGCCGAGAACCUUAAGGCAAAGGUUGCAGUCCUGAACACAGCUUUGAACAAAGACGACUCGAAAACGGCGUUCAGCAGCAGGGACGAGCACCCAGACUGGUUCCAGGGACUGGAGACCAACUGCGCGACUAAGGAGGCGUAUUUGCACCGUAGAUGUCAGGACAGGAUACGCGGCUACCUGUACAAAACGAUCGAUCAGAUCAAAUCGUCCGACGUGUUCUCGAAAGAUCCACGUGCCAGGAAGCAGCUUCUGUACGCGAUAGCGUUCUUCAAGAUGCAACUGAAGGAGGACCAUUAUUUCGGCUACUACUUCGACAGGAGUCGGGCGAAGAUGGGAUCGUUGGAGAACAGGGAUGAGCGCGACUCGUCGUUGAGCUGUUACGAUCAUUGCCCGUGCGGGCUGAAGUGGUUGGACGACAGCACGUAUUUCCGUUUGUUCGGCCAGCCUUGCGACGACGUUGACGCAGCGAAGAGGAGAAACGAGAGGAACACUGGUGGCGCGAAGAGCGAGGAGGAGGAGGCGGAGGAGACAUGCCCGUAUAAGAUCAGGAGGACGGGGGAGGACACGUGUGUAGCUUUGUGCGACCAGGCGGGCGAGUUUAAGUGUUAUGGCGUGUGGAACGAGGAGAAGUGCCUUUACGGGGACAGGCACAAGAUCAAUCCUUAUAGGUCGAGGGAGGAGCUUAUUUUGUUCUCUACAUGGAAUUUUGAUCAUAAGAUCGAGAGGUCCAGGACAUUAAUCCCGCUGCUUCUGAAACUGGCGACACAAGGUACAGCCAACGAGAUGGAUCUCUUCGAAAUCUACGACAAUCUAUUUACGGUGAAGAACCUGAGGCUGGUUCACAUCGUGUGCCAUGAUAAAGGCUCGCACAAAUAAUUAGUAAUUAUGGAAGAGUUAAUGUAUAAUUGAUUAAUUACGAUAUUCCAAUGAGGGAAAUCACUAUCAUAAAACUACGUAAUAAUAAUACGUGGAACAACCUCUGAACGUAAAUGUAACUCUUCGUGUGAAAUACGUAUAUUUACUUAUAUAAAACUGCUGUUGAUAGUUGAAAAAAUUAAAAAAAUUUAUCACGUAUAUAUUAUAGUGAUUCCGUUGCGCCACAUACGUGACAAGCAAUAUACCGAUCGAAGAAACUUUCUUCUUUCUAUGAUAGAUUAAGUCGAAGUUUCCUACAUUGCAAAACAUUUUCUAUUAUCCACCGUGGAACCGUGCACGAUAGAAUCAGUCCGAUUAAAAGAAAGAAAAAGUUUUAAAAAUCGCAUUUGAGAUCACGGAUGUUCACAGUAUUGUGAAUUGAAAACCUGUACUUGAAAUACUUGUCCAUUUCUUCACUUUACAAAGGAGAAAUAUAACUUGUCUUAGCCGAUAAAAUAGAAACACGUAAUUAUAUGCACGGUUGAUAAUACAGACAGACGAGUCCUCAAGAGAUAAGUUAAAAUACUAUACUAUCGACGCGAGAACUUUUUUAACACGUUUUUAAUACAUCUUUAUGCAUCUUAACGACUGUCACAACUUUCUAUCGAAUAAGUGUAAUAACGAAAUGACGUUUUUCCUUCUUCAGCACAAAUCUGAGCUUCCUUUUCGGGAAGAUUUACGAUUUAUUGUAUACAGGGUUGGGCGCAACGGAAUAAUCGAGAUUAAAAACCAAUAUUUUCCAAUCUAUGGAUCACAAUCCCUAA
This is a messenger RNA of Apis florea (little honeybee), 2535 nucleotides long. It is a transcript of the gene Drep4, whose product is annotated as DNA fragmentation factor-related protein 4. Gene Ontology annotation, molecular function: DNA endonuclease activity. Gene Ontology annotation, biological process: apoptotic process; apoptotic DNA fragmentation. The record is from RefSeq and is a predicted model, not a curated record. Lineage: Eukaryota; Metazoa; Arthropoda; Insecta; Hymenoptera; Apidae. Gene Ontology annotation, cellular component: cytoplasm; nucleus.